GGGGCGGCGCAUGAGCGUUGCUGCUGCCGAGUCUCCUCCAUUCUGCUCUGACCGCCCGUCCAUCUCCAUCCCCGCGGAGGCAGGAGGUGCACAGCCAGCACGGGCAGCCGAGGAGAGGGACCACGAGACUUCCACGCCAUGACCAAAGACGACUCGACAGAACUCCCUUCUGAGGAGGGCCACCAGCUGAUGGAGUUCCAGAGCCCUGUCCUGGAGAGGAGGAAGAAGCCUAUUGUCCAUCCCUCUGCCCCAGCUCCGCUCCCCAAAGAUUAUGCUUUCACUUUUUUUGACCCAAAUGACCCAGCGUGUCAAGAAAUUCUCUAUGACCCCAUCACCACAGUCCCAGAGUUGUUUGCGAUUAUCCGCCAGUGGGUUCCCCAAGUGCAGCACAAGAUCGACAUCAUCGGCAAUGAGAUCUUGAAGCGUGGCUGCCACGUCAAUGACCGGGAUGGGCUGACAGAUAUGACACUACUUCAUUAUGCUUGUAAAGCUGGUGCCCACGGCGUCGGUGACCCGGCCGCUGCUGUGCGUCUUUCUAACCAGCUACUGGCUUUGGGUGCGGACGUCACCCUUCGCAGCCGCUGGACCAACAUGAAUGCCCUCCAUUAUGCUGCCUACUUUGACGUCCCGGAACUCAUCCGCAUCCUGUUGAAGGCCUCCAAGCCAAAAGUUCUCAACUCAACAUGUAGUGAUUUCAACCAUGGGACUGCCCUGCACAUCGCUGCUUCGAACCUGUGCCUGGGGGCUGUGAAGUGUCUGCUGGAACAUGGAGCCAACCCUGCUGUCAGGAACAGCAAAGGCCAGGCCCCGGCUGAUGUCGUUCCAGACCCAAUGGACAUGACCCUGGAUAAAGCUGAGGCUGCCAUGAUAGCCAAGGAGCUGAAGCAGCUGCUUCUGGAUGCCGUUCCUUUGAGCUGCAACCUCCCCAAGGUCACCCUGCCCAACUACGACAAUAUUCCAGGCAACCUCAUGCUCAUCUCCCUCGGCCUGAAACUUGGCGACCGAGUCAUGGUGGAUGCACAGAAGGUGGGCACCUUGCGUUUUUGCGGCACGACAGAAUUUGCAAGUGGCCAGUGGGUGGGCGUGGAGCUGGAUGAGCCUGAUGGCAAGAAUGACGGCAGCGUGGGAGGAAUCCGUUACUUCAUUUGCCCUCCAAAGCACGGAGUGUUUGCUUCCGUGUCCAAGAUCACCAAAGCUGCCGACCAGACUCCUUCCUCCGUAACCUCCACCCCACGAACCCCCCGGGUGGACUUUUCCCGCAUGACCGCAAAGGGCCGCAAGGAGAAGGACAAGGACAAGAAAGCUCUCAGGAAGAAGUCCUUGUCUGUCGGUAGCCUGGACCGUGAAGGGUUGAAGAUUGAGAUUGGCAAUCAGGUCCUAGUGGCAGGACAGAAACAAGGCAUCAUUCGUUUCUAUGGGAAGACAGAUUUUGCUCCAGGCUACUGGUUUGGUAUUGAACUUGACAAGCCCACAGGCAAACAUGAUGGCUCUGUCUUCGGAGUUCGCUAUUUCACAUGUGCCCCUAAGCAUGGAGUCUUUGCCCCUCCUUCCAGAGUGCAGAGAAUUGGAGGCUCAAAAGAUUCCCAGGGUGACGGUACAUCAGCCAAGAAGGUCCACCAAGUGACUAGUAGUUUCACAGCCAAAGCGCAACUUCACAGCAGUCAGAACCCCGAAAGAUAUCACAUCAGAAAACUCCAUCUCUAGGUUACUUUUCUGCUGCUGGUUCCCAUGGAUGCUCCGCGCGGAAAUGCAGUCGUAAACCUCCCCGUGGUGCCCUCUUCCUCGUUCCUCUGCUGUUUUUUCGCUCUCCAAGUAAUCAAAGACUGCUCUUCAGUUCUUUCUAUAUCAUCUCUCCUUCCCUGAUUGCCGUUCUAGUGAACCCCAGUGCCUUGUUAAAACAUAUUAACACCAUCCCUCUGGUAGUUUGUGAGAAAUGCUAUACUGAUCCCUUCUGUUUCCUGGCACUCGUACCCAUUGGGAUUUCAGCUCAACCAGGUCUCUUCUGGCACCUCUUCUUUUUCCAAAACUCAUGCGAUUAGUCAGCUCAGACUUAUAUGGAGGCAGACCUAAUAGCUAUGGUAUGGAGAGGAGUCUCUGACUCCUACCAUUCCCCCCCCCCCGGAAUUCUUAAUUAUACCUGCUGGAAAAUCACACAUGCAAAGCAGAUUGUCUUGGUGGAAGCCAAACCCUGUUGCUCAAGAUGAGAUUAAUGUUAUCUAUCCUCUCCUUGUUUUAGCUGCCCCAUGCAAAGAGGCUGCUCUAGGCAACCGAGAGUCACUUGUUACUCCUGUACAUAGCUACUUAGUUCUAAAAAUGGCUGCUCAGAAGCCAACUCCUUUGAGUUCAAUGCACCUUAUGUGCAGGUGUAGCAGAGGUGGCCUACAGGCCCCGUUUCUCCCCACCAACACCACCCUCAGCCCCACUAGGGCAGUGCCGACAGUAUGACUUUGAAUGCCAGUUGCCGAGUAUCACAAGCUGGGAGAGUGCUGUUGCACUCAGUUCCGGCUUCCCAGCUUCCCAUUGUGGCAUCCAGUUAGCCACUGCGAGAACAGGAAGCUGGACUGGACGGACCUUUGGCCUGACCCAGCAGGGCUCUUCUUAGGUCCAGAGAGCAGGAAUGCAGUCAGAUUAUAGCGAUCAUUGUUAUUUUCUACCUCCACUGUCAGAGGCAGUAUUCCUCUGAAUCCCCAUUGGUGGGAAUCACAAGUGGGAAGAGUUGCUCUUGUGCUUAGGUCCUGCUUGCAGGCUUUCCAUACAAGUGUCUGGUUGGCUGCUGUGAGAACAGGAUGCUGGACUAGAUGGGCCACUGGCCUGAUCCAGCAGGCUCUUCUGAUGAGAGUGGAGAGGUUUCAACCUCCCUGCCGAUCUCGUAAACAGGGGAAGGGGAGACUGUAGUCUCUUUAUGCCUUUGCCAAAGGGCCCCUUCUCCCUCUGGCAUGGUUACAAGGUCUCGGAGAGGCUUAGGAAACAGGAAGAAGCACUUCCUGCCUCCCCAGUGCUGCCCUAGAGAACAAAAAGCGCCAUAUAGGAUUUCAGCUUUAAGCAGUAACGCAGCUGUUGCCAACUUGGUGUCCUCCAGGUGAACUACACUCCCAUCAGCCCGCACGGCCAUAUGAUGCGGGGGCUGAUGGGAGUUGAAGUCCAAAACGUCUGGAGGGCACCACGUUGGCCAAGGCUGACUCUGGUAUGGUUUUCUCACUAUCCUCAAAACAGGAGCAGAAGUCCACCAUGCCAAAAACCUUUUUCAUACCAGUUUGUAUCAUCUCUGAGCACACAGACUUGCCUAACCAAUUUAGUUUUCUUUGGGAUUUUAAAAGGGGAAAAAAUUAUCUGUGGGGGUACAGAUGCAAGAAGACACCUCGAGUGAAAUGUUGUAUUAGCAGCUGUGCUUAGCAAAUGUAUGUGUGAGUUAGCAUACAGGGAGGAGUAAAUCGCCCAAAACCAGCCUGUAACGGUGUGUAAUGUGUCUGUCUCUGUGCGUAUAUCAAACAUAUAUUUCCAGAAGUCACUUUUUCCCCGUUAAAAAAAUUGGGGGAGGGGGAAGAGAAAUAUUAUAACUCAGCCUUUGCAACCUGGUGCCCUCUGGAAGUUUUGGACUAUAGCUCCCAUCAGCCUCAAAGCACCAGGAUGGCAAAGACUGCUUGUAAUUCAGUUUAUUCUCCCUCCAGCAUUUAUUCACUGCAACGUAUUAGAGCUUAAUCCAUCCUGGUUAACAUUUCAAACACAUGCCAUUUGCUCAGAGGUUCCUGUCUUAGUUCCCUUGAAAACGGUGUAAUUGAAACUGGGGGACAGCCAAAAAACACAGAGGUGCACCCCUAUUGGAACAGCCCUUGGCGCUGGCAAGCUGGAUGGAGCAGAGUUCCUGGGUUCCGGCUUUUGCUAAAGUUAACAAAGGAGAACAGAGCAGGAAACACAAUGGUGUUAAAAAGUGAACUCGAAGAGCAAAAUCUUCAAAUCUGAUCACCGUUUUGGUGGAGGGAUCUCUGCAUCAGCACUUUAAAUAUUCUGAGAUUUUGGAUUCAACCCAGGUGGCAUCUGAAUUCAGGAAAAGUAUGCAAUUAGGAAAGAAAGAAGUCUGCAUAAUUUCCUUUCAGACCCAGCUAAGAUUCCCAGACUUUCUCCCUGCUUGGGAAAGGAGUGAAGAACAGACUGUUUCCCCACCUUCUGAGCAAAUUGCUUACCUGUCCACCCCUCUGCAUGUGCUUCUGUUUCCUUCAUUGACACACCUGCAAACUCAGUUUGGAGGCUGGAAAUAGCAGUCCUGAAAACCAAACAGAAGGCUGUGGGAAGAUUACUAGGAUUGCUGCUUUUAGAAGCCCUCUGCCUUCAGCGUCCGUUGUAUGUGCAGAAAUCUAACAGGUGCACCAAAAUCCAACCGAUGCAGCCUUUUGGGGCUUCCUGUAAUGAUACUACACCUGUUGAAUUUCUGUUUGUCAUGCAGCUACUAAAUGGCAUAAAACAAACACAAGAAAUGAAGGCUGUUUGGGCAUCCUUUCGACUGCCACGUAAUGAGAGGAUGUUUGCAUUCCAGCACCACCACCCCAAAAAGCAUAGUUAAACCAUGCCAGGGCUUUGGGAAAGACUGGUAUGUAGAAAAUUAUAGUCCUAGGCUCUUAGCUUGUCUCUUCCAGUCCACUUCAUCCUAGACCCUCACCCCCCAUUUUCUCUUUGUUGUUUUGAGAUGCUAAGGAGCCCCUACCUUGCACCCAUAUUUUGCCAUCAGCUCACCAUUAUUAAACUGUAAAUAGACACGCCCUCCACACUCACUUGUCCUUGAAACUCUAUCACUAGACUUUUAGGAAGCCCCCUGCAAUCUUUCAUUGACCAGCAAUAAAUAAACCUUUCCGUUGAUUUCAUCUUCACCUUGGCCACUCUGGGAAGAAACCUUGGUGCAGGCGUGGCUGGUGGCUCCAUGUCGGUGUGGCAGUGGGAUCCGCUCUGAGAUUUAGUCUGAACUUUCAAGGAGCUGAUACGGGGCCACCAGCCGCGGCUGCCCUGGUGUGUCCCUGCACUUUCCCUUAUGAACCAGGGGGUCAAUGCCCGCGCUGUAGAAAUCACAGCUGGGGCUGCGCCAUCUUCCCCAAACGUAGCUAUUACAACUUGCCACUGACAUCCCAGUCUCGGCAGCAGGGCCUCCGCAGUGGCUUUCCGUAAUAUCUCCUUCCUUUUAAUAUAGAAAUCACACUGGAUUGUAUUCUUUUGGCCUACGCGUAUAUUCUUUAUUUUUUAAACAAACAAAAUAACUUUGUAAACUGUCGAGUGAGAUGGCUUGCCAUGCCCUCUGCUGAGCUCUCUGUUGAAUCUUGCAUGAUUUCUGUCUUACCCGAUUCCCGUCCGUCCAGGCUCACUGGAAGAAAAGGGGAGGGGGUACUUAGCAUGACAAAAAUAUCACUAUG
Molecule: messenger RNA, 5396 nt
Organism: Rhineura floridana
Lineage: Eukaryota; Metazoa; Chordata; Lepidosauria; Squamata; Rhineuridae
Gene: CLIP3
Product: CAP-Gly domain containing linker protein 3
Exons: 14
Coding region: 139-1704 (521 amino acids)
Biological process (GO): cytoplasmic microtubule organization
Cellular component (GO): nucleus; cytoplasm; microtubule plus-end
Molecular function (GO): microtubule plus-end binding
Source: RefSeq, a predicted model, not a curated record